This is a messenger RNA of Siniperca chuatsi (mandarin fish), 3335 nucleotides long. It is a transcript of the gene xkrx, whose product is annotated as XK related X-linked. Gene Ontology annotation, cellular component: membrane. The record is from RefSeq and is a predicted model, not a curated record. Bases 959 to 2434 code for a protein of 491 amino acids. The transcript is spliced from 3 exons. NCBI's taxonomy places the organism in Eukaryota, Metazoa, Chordata, Actinopteri, Centrarchiformes, Sinipercidae.
UAUAUUUCUAAUAUGUAUAUAUUUAUUUCCAGAGUAGCUGCCAGUACAAAACAUUUGUGUUCUUCUUGCCAUUGGCAAGUGGCUGUAGUUGUGCACACAUAUUUAGCAUAUCAAAUGUUCUGCCUUCAAUGGCUCUUAUGGAUUUGUUUGGGAAUCCAUUGUUUUUUGUCGAUUUAUUUAUGUUUGUAUUUUUUUUUUUUACAGGAAUGUCUGGGCACACAAAUGUCUUUGUUGAUGAGUUCUUUCACUUUAUCUCUAAUCUCUCUUACUUUGAAGACAGCCGCCCAUCACUUCCGGUAUCGCCCCGUGUGUUUGUGGCUGACUUGACGCAGUUGUUGCAUUGAGAGCGCAUCAAAAAAGUCUGAAAAACACGACCUGCUAGCAGCCGCAUAAGUAUGCCGACAUGGAGACACCCAAACCUCCUACAGCCUGGCGCCAAACUCUGGAGGAAACCUCGGUGUGUUUUUAAUAAGGAACAACACGCUUCUUCAAACUUCAAGCUACAGAUAACAUGCGAGUUUGGACGAUGAUCGCCUGGUUGAAUUCUUCUUCUGAAUGACAAGGCUGAACUUACCCGAUCCUACACACUGACGGUACGGUAACAGCGCUGAUAUCACUGCGGACAGUGAGGUGGGGUCUCUGGGUUAAACAGGGUGGUAACGCCACGUACGACGAUACAUCAAACAAUAAAACAAACGCUUUUUUGGUGGUGGGGGGGGGGGGCGAGAGAGUGGCUGCAGUGGACCAGUGGCACGGCCGAGUUGUAAAGUUAAAUACAAUGUGAAGCCAGCGAUGAUCAACUUGGUGCAAAGUUGGGAGAGACGACGCAUCAAAGGAAAUAUUUACAAAAAAGUGAUGUUUUCUUAGCACAAUACGGUAAGGCGAGUUCGGUUUAACGUCAGCGUUCUGUAGCGACGUCGACAUCGUUUCUCGCGUACAAAUCAAAGUGAAUAACAUUAUGUGCGAAGUUACCAUGGAGGAGCAGGAGAGGGAGAUCUCGGACAUAGACCCGCAGGAGUUCCCCUCAGUGGCGGAGAACGGAGUCCUGGUGGUGGUCAAUCACAGCCAGGUCCAUCCUCCCUUCAGCGUCGUGCUGGCCACCGUGCUCUACUGCGCAGAGUUCGUCGCCGCAGCCAUGCUCUGCAGCAUGUACCACAAGACCGACGAUGACAUCUGGAUGGGCUUCACCAUCACCUUCAUGCUGCUGCCCGCUGUGCUCAUUCAGUUGGCGCUGACGUUCAUCCACAGAGACCUGGGUCGGGACCGGCCUCUGGUCCUCCUCUUGCACCUGCUGCUGCUCGGCCCUGUCAUCAGGUGUUUCGAGGCUCUGGUGGUCUAUUUCAAGGCGGGUAAAAAGGAGGAGCCUUACGUCACCAUCUCCAGGAAAAUCAGUCUGAAGAAGGGCACGCCCAUGGAGUGGGAAAUCGGCCAAACGGAGCGCAUCCUGGCCACUCACAGAAACGCCUUCAAACGCACCGCCGUCAUCCAGGCUUUUCUGGGCUCCACGCCUCAACUGACGCUCCAGCUGUACGCCACCAUCCAGGAGAAAUACUUCCUCCCUGCAAGAUGGACUCUGAUGAUCAUCACCCUGAUCUCUGUCAUAUACGGGGCCCUUGUGUGCAGCAUUCUGGCCAUCCAGAUUAGAUACGACGACUACAAGGUGCGGUUGCGCCCUGCAGCCUAUGUAUGCAUGAUCGUGUGGAGAGGGUUGGAGAUUGCCACCCGGAUCACCGCUCUGGUCCUCUUCAGCACGGCGCUCACACACUGGGUGAUCCUGGUCGGCAUGGCUAACCUGCUCUUCUUCUUCUUCCUUCCCUGGGCUGAGUUCUGGGCCAGGAAAGGCUCGCUGACUAAGGACCUGGAGAAAAACUUCUCUAAGCUGGGCACCACAGUGGUGCUGUGCAUGUUCACGUUGCUCUACGCCUUCAUCAACAUCUUCUGCUGGUCGGCGGUGCAGCUGGACCUCUCCCAUCGAGAGCUCAUCGAGAGGAAGCAGCGCUGGAACCGCCUGGCUAUGUACUACUGCGGACGCUUUCUUGAGAACUUCCUCCUCAUCACGCUCUGGUACUUCUUCAAGUCGGACUUCUACGAGUAUGUGUGUGCGCCGCUGUUGGCCGUCCAGCUGCUGAUCUGUUACAGCCUGGCCGUGCUGUUCAUGCUGCUCUUCUACCAGUUCUGCCACCCCUGCAGACACCUCUUCAAGUACAACGUCCACGACUGCCUGCACUGCGUCUGCUGCUAUAAAGGACGGGGGGGAACAAGAGGUGGAGGGCGGAAGCAGCCGCUCUCAUACUCGACCGCUGCCACCAUGGUGCUGGUGCCGGAGGAGCCACUGGAGCUGCUGGACCCCCAAAACUCAGAACCCCCCGACCUCACCAGCCAGCUGGGAGAGCAGGAGACGGCUAUUAUUGAAGACAUGAUGGAGGCAGCCUGAGAAGGGCUUUGUGGGGAAUUAAAUGAACGAACACGAAGUUCUCUAAAGUAAAAAUGCAUCCCAGGUGGCACUGCAGGAUGCACUGCUGAACGAGACCUCCAGUCCUUUAACACAAAAACCAGAAUGAUUGUGUUUUUGAGUUAGCGAGGUGAUGUGUUAGAACAAACGUUUGCCUUUUUCUCUUAAUGCACAAAACUUUACUCAUUCAUGGUUCUGAGAGGGAGUUAGGUUAACUCCUGAUGUCUUUAUUGGGGAUGAUUACGCACCACAAGGCCCCAGUAUACCAAAGAAUGUAGCAUGUCAAGAUAUGCAGCGAUGCACAAAGGCCGCCUUGAGAGAGCAGCAGUGGGUCAUGUACAGGACUGAGCCAGGUGUGCAGGAAACGUGCCAAGUGUGUCCUAGAAAGACUGAGCAGGACACACCUCUAGUUUACUUCCUCUCAGGGUUUUCAAACCUUGAAUGCCCGCUUUUGCACACGUUUGCAUCAGCACUAAACAAAUUUUUAAUUUUUUUUUUUAAAGGAAGAGGGCAAGCAAAGGUCAGAAGAAGAAUUUAUCUUCUUCAUACCCAAAUGCAUAAACCUGCUGUGAAUGCCUUGUGUUGUUUACUGUCCAGUCAGGUUGCCUUGAUUUAAAAAAAAAAAAAAAACAAACAAACAAAACAUGUGGAAAUAUGUCAGAAGUUGGUGAAAAUAUUCUUAAAAGCCUUUAGGGAACAUCAGGUGUGUGUCUUUCAAAAUGAACCAGACAGUUGAUGCAUUAACAAGACUGACACUGAAUGAGCUUCUACUUUAUUGAUGUACUUUCACAGUUUGCUUAUUUUUUGUCUUGUUUGUUCAGUGCCUUGACUACUACUGUUUUACUUGAAACUUAAAUAAAAUAAUCUGAUGUCUACACAUUCA